CUAAGGCCCCAAAAGGAAAAACCCCUUGGUUCCAAUUUCUGAAUCCUCCGCUCGAACCAACGAUUAGCAGCCAUGGUUUGGUUUCAGUGCGAGGACUGUGGUGACAAUCUCAAGAAACCAAAGCUCGCCAGUCAUUUCAGAUCUUGCUCUGCUAACAAGUUAUCAUGCAUCGAUUGUGGCCAAAUGUUUGGCCAACAAACUGUUCAAGGACACACACAGUGCAUGACGGAAAUGGAAAAGUAUGGUCCAAAGGGCCAAGCUAAAACUACAAAUGGGACACCUGGAAAACCCAACAGUAACUCAAAGCCUAAACCUGAGGUUGACAUUAAUGUUGGAUUAUCAGAACGCCCUCCAUGGUUUUGCAGUCUCUGUAACACAAGUGCUACCAGUAAGCAAACCCUACUUCUCCAUGCCGAUGGAAAGAAACACCGAGCAAAAGCACGCGCAUUUCAUGCAUCAAAGCAACCACCUAAGGAUUCAGAUGGACCCACACCUAAUACUGAAACUAAAUCUGAAAACAUACAAAAGGCCGAUUUGCCACUGAGCGAGGGUGUUAAAAAGGAAUCACCAUCACAUACCUCUGAAAGCAAGAAGAGAAAGCUUGAAGAAUCUGAAAACAAUGGUGAAUUGAUUCAUGAUUCAAAUGCCGAAUCAGAGAAAACAAAGAAAUCAAAAGGCGAUAAAGAUGUUGAGAAGAAAAUUAAGUGGAAGAAAAUAAUAACCGCAGUCCUGAAAUCCAAUUCUGAUGGCAAAUUGAAGAUGAGAAAACUACGCACGCAAGUUUUGCAGACUAUACGGGAAUCUGGCUCAACAAUAGAUGAAAGCCAGCUGGUUGAUACACUUGAGCAUAAGAUUAAUUCGAGCUCUAAAUUUGCUGUUAACGGGAAGUAUGUACAAUUGGUAUCUAAAAGUUGAGGAUCAAGGUUUUGUAUUCGCAUAUUGUUUCUCCCAGGAUCUAAACAUUACUGGUCCGACUGGAAAGUGGGCAUCCAUGCUGAAGUUGGUGUUUGAAUCUUAUUGCUUUGUAGUAAGCUUUUUAGAUGAAAAUUUUGUAAGACGCUAUUAUAAACAUCCGAGGGAGCCAAUAGUUCGAUUAUUUAAAUUGAACAGCGUUAUUGUGUUGUGAAUGUUAAGACUGUCUAAUAAUAGCGUCUGUUGGGA
Molecule: messenger RNA, 1161 nt
Organism: Helianthus annuus (common sunflower)
Lineage: Eukaryota; Viridiplantae; Streptophyta; Magnoliopsida; Asterales; Asteraceae
Product: UBP1-associated proteins 1C
Exons: 6
Coding region: 73-915 (280 amino acids)
Biological process (GO): rRNA processing; negative regulation of transcription by RNA polymerase II
Cellular component (GO): nucleolus
Molecular function (GO): DNA binding; zinc ion binding
Source: RefSeq, a predicted model, not a curated record